Taeniopygia guttata (zebra finch) is the source of this 2149-nucleotide messenger RNA. The record is from RefSeq and is a predicted model, not a curated record. NCBI's taxonomy places the organism in Eukaryota, Metazoa, Chordata, Aves, Passeriformes, Estrildidae.
GCGGCGGCCGCGGCGAGCGGAGCUCCGGGGCCGCCAUGGCCGCGGGGGCGGCGGGGGCUGUCCCGGCUGAGCCGCCGCCGCCGCUGGGCCGCCUGCCCGGAGGAGCCGGCACCGAGCGCGCCCUGGAAGAAGCAGAAGCCUCCGGCACGCUCAGUCUGGCCGGCCGGCGGCUCCGCGCCUUCCCGGCGGCGGCGGCGCGGCGCUGGGACCUCAGCGACACCACACAGGCCGACCUGUCCCGGAACCGCUUCGCUGAGGUGCCGGAGGCCGCCUGCCGCCUGGUCUCGCUGGAGGCGCUGAGCCUGCACCACAACUGCCUGCGCAGCGUCCCCCCGGCCAUCGCCAACCUGCACUCCCUGGCUCACCUGGACCUCAGCCGCAACCAGCUGAGCUCGCUGCCCGCCUGCCUGUGCCUGCUGCCGCUGCGCGUCCUCAACGCCAGCAACAACCGCCUGGCGCGGCUGCCGCCCAACCUGGGCACCCUGCGGACCCUCCGCCAGCUGGACGUCGGCGGUAACCGGCUGCGGGCGCUGCCGCCGGGGCUGGGGCAGCUGCGGGCGCUGCGGGACCUGAGCGUGCGGCGGAACGAGCUGGCGGUGCUGCCCGACGAGCUCUCGGAACUGCCGCUGGUCCGGUUGGAUUUCUCCUGCAACCGGGUGGUCGCCAUCCCGCGCUGCUUCCGGAGGCUGCGGCACCUCCAAGUCCUGCUGGCGGACAACAACCCCCUCCAGUUCCCCCCCGCCCAGAUCUGCCUGAAGGGCAAAGUCCACAUCUUCAAGUACCUGGAAGCCGAGGCUGCCGCCCAUCAUCCGCCGGCGUGCCCCCCGGACGAGCUGUGUCCCCUCCGGCAGCGGGGGGGGCUGGACUCCGGCUUCCACAGCGUGGACAGCGGCAGCAAGCGCUGGUCAGGAAACGAGUCCACAGAUGAGUCCUCGGAGCCGUCCCGGCAGCACAGGGAGACACGCGGUGGGGCAGCUGCUGACAGCGACCCGGAGCAGCUGGAGGAGGAGCCCUCGCCCGAGGUGAUGCCCAAGUUUUGGGGAUCCCCCCCAAAUCCUGGGCCCCCCUCUGUCCCCCAGGAGCAGCAGCAGGGCCAGAGCCCGCGAGGUGACACCCCCGAGGGUACCAGGGUGGUCCCUGCGCCCCGGAGACGCCCCCAGAACCUGGAGGUGUGGAUGGAGAGGGAGAGGGAGAGGAGCCGGGACAGGACCCCUCCCCAGAGACGCCCCCAGACCUCGACGCCGCUGCUGCUGGACCCCGACGGAGCCCCCGGCCCCCCCUGCAGCCCCCCAGAACCCAGAGCCUGCCUCACCCCCUGCUCCUCUUCCUCCUCCAAGCCAGCCCCCCCGGACCCGGACCAGCUGAUCGCUGAGGUGCGCCAGGUAACGCCCGUCCUGUCCCCUCCCUGUGGAUUUUGGGGGGUUUUGGGGUCUGUUCCCCCCCUGACCCGUUCUGGGGGGUCCCCGCUGUGCCCCCCGACCCCGCAGAGCCUCGAGGCGCUGCUGCAGCUGCGGCUCCCGGAGGAUUUCGGGGACUCGGAGCUGCUGCGACGGGUGGCGGCGCGGCUGCGGCCCUGGGCGAGCCCCCCCAGCGCCCGCCGGACGCCGCCAUCGCCGCCCCGACACCGCUCGGGGGUCCCCGAGGUGAAGCCCCCCCACCCCCGGCGCCCCCCCCCCGGGCUGCUCUUCGCCCUUUUCUACGGGCUCCUCAUGGCGCUGCUCGUCGCCGCCCACCGCGCGCUCUUUGGCUGCUGAGGGACCCCCAAAACCCCGGGGAGACCCCCGGGGGACCCCCCAAACCCCGGUGAGGGGGGGUCCCGCCUUUGCACCUUUCCUUCCCCCCUCCCUUCUUUUCUUGUGCCUUAACGCUGGGGAAACUGAGGCAGGGAAUGGGGAGGGGCUGAACCCCCCCCGGGGGUGUGUGACCAUAAUUAUUCAUAUUAUUAUAAUUAAUUAUGAUGAGCUAUUAUUAUGAGAUUUAUUAUUAUUAUGAGUUCUCACUAUUAUUGAGUUGUUAUACAGGACUGUGAGCGCAUUAAGUUAAUUAUUGCAGUUAAUUGUAACUUAAUUAUGACAGCAGGAGCUAAAAAUGCAGAUGACCAAAAUUUAUUGUAAUUAAUUAUUAUUAAAAUUAUUAUAUUUAACUAUUA